CUAAAGAUGACUGGCGCCCACGUUUCUCUGGUGCAUAAGGUCUUAUGGCAAACCAUGGAAACGCCCACAGCGAUAAAAACAUAGGCCACAGUUUAUUAUGGAUCUAACGUCGUCCUAAACUUUCGUCUUGCUGCGCAGUGAGGAGAUCCUGGAAAAAAGUUAACUCAAGUUUCAUUUGGAGGAGCACGGAUUCGGCUGAUGCAGUUUUUCCAAUGUUGAUAUUUCUGGAGUGUCAGUGUCAGUGAUGGAGGGAGAUACAGUCACUCUAAACAGUAAUGUUCAAACAAACCAACAAGAAAAUAUGAAAUGGUAUUUUAAUGACAUGCAACUAGCUCAAAUCAGUGGAGAUCUCAGUGAUACCUGUACAGAUGUUCAGUGUAAAGAGAGAUUCAGAGACAGACUGAAGCUGGAUCAUCAGACUGGAUCUCUGACCAUCACAAACCUCACAAAAACAGACUCAGGAGAAUAUAUACUAAAGAUAAUCAUCAGCAGAAACAGCAUCAGUGAAAAGAUUUUCAAUGUUACCAUUUAUGUGGUUCCGGGUAACGUUAGGCCUAACGUUACAGAGCAAAUCAUUUCACUGAAGGAGGGAGUAUCUGUUACUUUAGAUCCUGGUGUAAUAAAAUACCUCAACGAUUUGUUCACAUGGCAUUUUAAUGACACUCUCAUCGCUGAAAUCACUGGAUAUCGAGCUAAGAUCUGUGAAGUUGAACAGUGUUAUAGGAAAUUCAGAGACAGACUGGAGCUGGACUAUGAUACUGCAUCUCUGCGCAUCCAUGGCAUCAGAACCACAGACUCUGGACUCUAUAAACUACAGAUCAACACUAUCAGUGUGAAGAGCUUUGGUGUUUUUGUUUAUACAAUUGAACCUUCAGGUGCUGUAGCAGGAUUAAGGCCAGCUGCUGUUCUGCUUUUUGCCGCUGCUGUAGUUGUGGUGCUUUAAUACAAGCAAUAUAAGAGAAUGUGUUUUUAUGCUGCUGAACGAGAUGAAGUGAAGAGGAAAUCAGUGAAAGAGACCGAUAUUAAUUACGGAUUUAGCCCGCAUGCCAUCAACAGGUCCUUCAUCUGCACUCGUUCACAAAAGCUCACACACGCACUCUUGUCGUCUGGUAUUAUCAGUCUGCAUGAGAAUGUAUCUACCUUAUUUAUUUAACUUCGCUGUCUUCCUCCAU
Pimephales promelas (fathead minnow) is the source of this 1172-nucleotide messenger RNA. NCBI's taxonomy places the organism in Eukaryota, Metazoa, Chordata, Actinopteri, Cypriniformes, Leuciscidae. The record is from RefSeq and is a predicted model, not a curated record.